Echinops telfairi (small Madagascar hedgehog) is the source of this 1265-nucleotide messenger RNA. It is a transcript of the gene FAHD2A, whose product is annotated as fumarylacetoacetate hydrolase domain containing 2A. The record is from RefSeq and is a predicted model, not a curated record. The transcript is spliced from 8 exons. Lineage: Eukaryota; Metazoa; Chordata; Mammalia; Afrosoricida; Tenrecidae. Gene Ontology annotation, molecular function: hydro-lyase activity. Bases 160 to 1104 code for a protein of 314 amino acids.
UUUGUGGUGAAGUUGUCGCUCCUGGGGCCGCCCGCGGUCUCCGGGAUCGUGUUGUCAGCGCUCGGGUGCUUGCUAACCUUCGGCCCCGGCCCCGCCUGCUUGAGCCUUAGCCCGACAGCAAAGGGCGCCGGAAGAAUCGACCUCUGCUGCCUGGCUCUGAUGCUGGCCUCUGGUAGAAGGAAGUUCCUUUCGGUUCUUCUGCAGACCCAGAGGUGGCCCUCUCAACCCUCCAGAGACAUGAGACUGGUACAGUUCCAGGCACCCCACCUGGCCGGACCUCACCUGGGCUUGGAGUCAGGGAAUGACAGCGGGGUCAUCGACCUCAAUGCCUUUGACUCCACACUCCCCAAGACGAUGGUGGAGUUCCUGGAGCAGGGAGAGGCCGCCCUCCAGGUGGCCAGAAGAGCCCUGACAGCUUCGUUGCCAGUCCUGCGACGCUCAGAUGUGACCUUCCUGUCCCCGGUCACUCGGCCCGACAAGGUGGUGUGUGUGGGCAUGAACUAUGUGGACCACUGCAGAGAGCAGAAUGUGCCCGUGCCCAAGGAGCCCAUCAUCUUCAGCAAGUUCGCCAGCUCCAUCGUGGGGCCCUACGACGAGGUCGUCAUCCCGCCGGAGAGCCAGGAGGUCGACUGGGAGGUGGAACUGGCUGUAGUCAUUGGGAAGAAAGGCAAGCACAUCAAGGCCACAGAUGCCAUGGAUCACGUGGCCGGCUUCACUGUGGCACACGAUGUGAGUGCUAGGGACUGGCAAACGAGACGUAAUGGGAAGCAGUGGCUGCUGGGAAAAACCUUUGACACCUUCUGCCCCCUGGGCCCUGCUUUGGUGACUAAGGACAGUGUGACAGAUCCACAUAACCUGAAGAUCUGUUGCCGCGUCAACGGGGAAGUGAUGCAGAGCAGCAGCACCAGCCAGAUGGUGUUUAAGACGGAAGAGCUGAUUGCCUGGGUCUCCCAGUUCGUCACUCUUUACCCAGGGGACGUCUUCCUGACUGGGACCCCCCCAGGUGUGGGUUUAUUCAGGAAACCCCCCGUCUUUCUCAAGAGGGGAGAUGAAGUCCAGUGUGAGAUCGAGGGUCUAGGCAUCAUCAUCAACAAGGUGGUAUGAGGGCACCUGCAGCAGGCCCUGGACUUGCAGCGAGGCAGAGGCAUCAUCCCCUUGGUGACCCGGACUGCCCAGUGAUAGAGUGGGCUGUGGCCCUCUCCCAAGUGUAAGGGAGAGGAGGUGGGGCGAGUGCCCCUCAAUAAAGUUCCCAGGCAAGAGCAGCA